AUUGUAGUUUAAUUCUCAGGGCACCGCGUCCUGUCCACCUACUCCAUUGAACUGCUCCUGAACCAAAUAUUUGUUUGAAGAGAAGAGCCAUGCUGGGGAACAGCUGAAUGUGGGAAUUUCCUCUCUGUCUUUCGUAGCAAGUACUUAGCGCACCUAGUUCACCAUGGCGUUGUUGCAUUCAAAUAGGACAGCGUACUUUGCAGGUUUGUUUCUCGUGUCAGUGCUAGCGGCUGCUACGCGCCUGUACAAGCUGGAUGAGCCUCCUCACAUCGCGUGGGACGAGACUCACUUUGGCAAGUUUGCUAGCUACUACAUCAACCGCACAUUCUUUCUCGAUGUGCACCCGCCUCUUGGAAAGAUGGCCAUUGCACUGGCUGGUUACCAAUCUGGUUAUGAUGGCACGUUCGCAUUUGACAAGCCGUCCGAUCUCUAUGGCAACACGUCCUAUUAUGGCAUGAGACUGUUCUGUGCCGCUUGUGGCACCCUGUGUAUACCUCUUGCUUACCUGACUGUGGGUGAAAUGACCGGCUCAACAGGUGCUUCCUUCCUCACGGCUGUCUGGAUGAUAUUCGACACUGGUUUGUUGACUAUAUCACAGUACAUACUACUAGAUCCAGUGCUGCUGGUGUUCAUCAUGUUUGCUGUACUCUGCAUGGCAAAGACACAGUCCUACCAUCUGCAGCACAGGUCAUUCACGGUGGGAUGGUGGUGUUGGCUUUCCUUGACUGGUUUAUCACUGGGAUGUGCAAUAAGCGUCAAGUGGGUCGGCCUCUUCAUUGUCCUACUUGUGGGCUUGUCAACUGUGUCCGAGCUUUGGGACGUACUGCUUGAUGUCAAGAAUGGAGCGCGAGUACUCCUGGGUCACUUUGCGGCUCGGUGUGUUUGUCUGAUCUCGAUUCCAAUCAGUGUCUAUAUCCUUUUCUUCCUUAUCCACUUCCAAGUCUUGAAGAAUAGUGGUAAUGGUGAUGCGUUCUUCAGCUCAGCAUUUCAGGCUACUUUGGAUGGUAACAGUAUUAGUAACUGCACAGUGCCACCCGAAAUUGCAUAUGGAUCAGUCAUCACACUGCGUAAUGCUCGUAUAGCGGGUGGUCUCUUACACUCCCAUGCACACCUCUACCCGGAUGGUAUUGGUGCAAGACAACAGCAGAUCACUGUGUAUCAUCAUCGCGAUGAGAACAACAAGUGGGUUGUGCGUAAAGCACACUCACACACACAAGACACUGAUGGAUCAGCACCGGAGUUUGUGUCGCAUGGAGACUUCAUCAGACUGGAGCAUGCUUCGACGCGUCGUCUCCUCCACUCUCACCACCACAAGGCUCCUCUCUCCACCAAACACUACCAAGUCACCGGAUAUGGAUUUAAUGGUACGGGUGACAUGAACGAUGUAUGGCAGGUCCAGGUGGGGUCUUCUGGCAACGGCUCGCCGUUUGUGUCGCCAGAUGUGGGUCGCCACAUCAAGGUUCUCAAGUCUCGAAUCAUCUUAGUGCACAAUAUAUCCCAGUGUGCUCUGCAUUCAUCAUCCAAACAGCUACCCAAAUGGGGAUGGGAGCAGAAAGAAGUGUCUUGUAAUCCAAAGCUCCGUAACAACAUUGCCAACAUGUGGCUUGUCGAAGGACAUGAGAACAAACAUUUACCCAAUGCUACCCUGGAGACACUUAGACCAGGCUUGCUGGACAAGAUGUACGAAUCACAUGUUGUCAUGGCUCAGACAAACAGUGGCUUCAAGCCGAAAGCUAAUGAAGUGACGUCAAGACCAUGGAUGUGGCCUAUCAACUACCAGGGUCAGGUAUUUAGUGGCGGCGCUAACAACACAAUACGUGUCUAUCUGCUCGGAAAUCCGAUCAUCUGGUGGAGUAACACUGUUUGCAUCGUUGUGUACGUAGUGCUGGCCAUCAUGUACAGUAUUGUACUGCAGAGAGGGGUAAAGCUGGAGAAAGACUUUGCUGAUGACUGUCGGCGUUCAUUGCGCUGCUGUACAUGGAUGCUGAUAGGCUGGCUGUUGCACUACAUACCGUUCUAUAUGAUGGGACGUGUACUCUACUUCCAUCACUACUUCCCUGCUUUCCUCUUCAACGCUAUGCUCACAGGCACAGUGUUGGAUUUUAUCCUGCGUCAUUCCUCUCGACUUCUGGCCUCGAAUUCCAUUGCACAGCUCAGCUACACUGUGCUUUGUACAUGUCUCCAUGCCGGUGUGCUUUCUGCAGUUGUGGCCAGCUUCACUCUAUUUCAUCCGCUGUCGUACGGCAUGACCGGAGAACGCAGUCAGCACAGCGGUAGCCAGAUGCACGGCCUGCACUGGCUACCAUCGUGGGAGUUCUGAUCAGCAUUCGGCCUAGUCACCACACCGCGUAGCAGAGUUCUGAACAAACACUUUGGGCCUCGGUGGCCCCUUGUCACCAGUACAGGUCCGGCAUGAACAAAGAUGGGCCGGCUUGCUCAAUGUACAGUCUGCUGCAGGCUGUGUGAACAUUGUGUAAACGCGUGACUCUUGUCGCGUACGCGAGCUUCGUGUAGAAGCAUGUAGCCCUGUAGAUGCAAGAGUGAACCCAGGGAGCAGUGGUGAGAUUGUUCACCACAACCGUCUCAGGCUGGACUCGAUGAACAGUACUGCCACCGGUCAAGUCAAAACCUGAAGCUCAGACGAGCCGCAUGCCCAACAUGCAUAAACAGCACUGUGUAGGUGCUGACAUCCCUGUCCUAUAGGUUUUACAUAGUCUGCGUUCACCUGCAAUGCAGCUAUUAUCAUUCUAUUUAUUUGCCUUUCAUGGCAGCUAGCUAGCUAGCUAUUCUUUAUUUACUUCAGUCAGAAUGCACUAAAACCUUAGUAAUUGUUCAUUAGAACCUGUGCCAUCAUUGGUCAGUUUAGUGAUCUAGUCAUCUUGGGAUGAAAAAGCUGAUCAUUGCCAGUGAUUGCUCGUAACGGAGUGUUUCUCAGUGUGCGGAACCCGGUCAAAAGCAAUGCAUGCUCCGAUUAAGUGUUAUCAGGUUACCGAUGAGUGCAUGAGUAAUUCAGCCUCUUCUUUCCAUGACAGAGUUUCCUUAUUUUCUUCUGCCACCCGGGUAUAAGCCCUGUUUCUCUAUAUGCAAUUUUUAUUCAAUUUUUUUAAUUCGAUUUUUCAGAUUUAGUCAUAUCCAGCCAACAAUGCAACAAUGCUGGUCCCCCUUCAAGUUGACUUCAUGUACUCGUCAUUUCUUCACUUCUGAAGUACUUCAAGUACUACUGAUUAUUGUAGAAUAAACUCUCGUUCCUAGCAUU
Sycon ciliatum is the source of this 3256-nucleotide messenger RNA. RefSeq names its product protein O-mannosyl-transferase 2-like. Gene Ontology annotation, cellular component: endoplasmic reticulum; membrane. Gene Ontology annotation, biological process: protein O-linked glycosylation via mannose. Bases 164 to 2320 code for a protein of 718 amino acids. Gene Ontology annotation, molecular function: dolichyl-phosphate-mannose-protein mannosyltransferase activity. The transcript is spliced from 22 exons. Lineage: Eukaryota; Metazoa; Porifera; Calcarea; Leucosolenida; Sycettidae. The record is from RefSeq and is a predicted model, not a curated record.